Molecule: messenger RNA, 1283 nt
Organism: Coprinopsis cinerea okayama7#130
Lineage: Eukaryota; Fungi; Basidiomycota; Agaricomycetes; Agaricales; Psathyrellaceae
Product: 3-ketoacyl-CoA thiolase
Exons: 9
Coding region: 30-1283 (417 amino acids)
Biological process (GO): phenylacetate catabolic process; fatty acid beta-oxidation
Cellular component (GO): peroxisome
Molecular function (GO): acetyl-CoA C-acyltransferase activity
Source: RefSeq, a predicted model, not a curated record
CCCUUCCCGACUGUUGAACGACUUUUAAGAUGCAGCGAAUCAAGCAAGUUGCUGGACACCUCGUUGGCUCGCACCCAGGCAAAGGCCUGGCUGCGCUUGAGCAGAAGAGACCAGACGAUGUCGUCAUUACCAUGGCCAUUCGUUCGCCUCUGUGUAAGGCGAAGAAGGGUGGAUUCAAGGACGCAAGGACGGACGAGUUGCUCCUCGAGAUGUUCAAACAAUCCAUCGCCCACUCACACGUCGACCCAGCCAUCGUGGAAGACAUCGUUGUCGGAACGGUUUUGACCCCCAGCUCGAUGUACCCAGCCCGGACCGCUGCUAUGGCUGCUGGAUUCCCCGAAACAGUUCCGGUGCAGACUGUGAAUCGGUUCUGCUCGAGCGGGCUUAUGGCUGUUGCGGAUAUUGCGAAUAAAGUGAGGAGUGGGCAAAUUGAGAUUGGGCUAGCUGUGGGUGUUGAGAGUAUGUCGCAAAAUCCUGAUGACGGAUGCCCUGAACAAAGUCCUUUGGUCUCGUGCAACCAAGCGGCAAAGGACUGUAACGAGAAGAUGGGCUGGACGAGCGAGAAUGUUGCUGUUGAAUUCAACGUUUCGCGAGAGGAGCAGGACGAGUUUGCGGCUCUGUCAUUCCAAAAAGCCGAACGCGCUCAAGAACUUGGGUAUUUCCGAAACGAAAUUGUGCCCUUCACUGUUUACCAGAAGGAUCCCAAGACUGGCGAGAAGAGGUUCGUCACGAUCAUCGAAGACGAUGGUAUCAGGAAAGGCACGACCAAGGAGGGCCUCUCCAAGAUUCGAGCUGCGUUCCCUCAGUGGGGCAAGGGCACGACGACGGGUGGAAACGCCAGUCAGCUCACUGACGGUGCUGCUGCUGUCCUACUCAUGACUAGGAAGAAGGCAGAGGAGUUGGGCCUGAGGGUUUUGGCUAAAUACAUUACCACGUCUGUUACCGGCCUUGCACCUCGUAUUAUGGGCAUCGGUCCGGUCUCUGCCAUUCGUGCUGCUCUCAAGAAUAGCGGGUUGAGCACUGGAGAUGUUGAUCUUUUCGAGAUCAACGAGGCGUUCGCUUCGCAAGCCGUGUAUUGUGUGAAGGAAUUGGGAAUUCCUCUUGAAAAGGUUAACCCCAACGGUGGCGCUAUCGCCCUGGGCCAUCCACUAGAUGAGUACUGUGCUCGCCAGGUAGCGACUGGAUUGAACGAAUUGCACCGCAGAAAGGGAAAGGUUCUUGUGACGUCGAUGUGCAUUGGCACUGGUAUGGGUGCUGCUGCCGUGUUCCUCAGGGAAGAGUGA